Molecule: messenger RNA, 2031 nt
Organism: Fundulus heteroclitus (mummichog)
Lineage: Eukaryota; Metazoa; Chordata; Actinopteri; Cyprinodontiformes; Fundulidae
Gene: marchf11
Product: membrane-associated ring finger (C3HC4) 11
Exons: 4
Coding region: 652-1668 (338 amino acids)
Biological process (GO): protein ubiquitination
Molecular function (GO): zinc ion binding; ubiquitin-protein transferase activity
Source: RefSeq, a predicted model, not a curated record
AGGAGGAGUGCUGCGGGUCGCCACGUUUCCCCACAUUAAAUCUUCCCCGUGGCAGCCGGGCCGACCUGGAGCCUCCUCCUGGUCCUGAUGCUGCAUCUGCUGCUGGAAUCAGGAAGAUGCCCAUCCCUCCUCCAGCCGCUCUGGGCCAGAGUAGUUUCUGCUUGCCUCUGGAAACUCGCCUCCUCCAUCAUAUUAAUGGGAUAAUAAUGUGAUUGAUUGGUCAUUUCCGCGGAGAAACGCUCUUUGCUGCUUCCUGGGAGCGCGCAGGGUCCUUCAGAGAACUCGGGGAGGAUCGGAGCCGGACGCAUCGGCGGAACUUCCUCCCCGGCUUUAUUCCCCACAGCUGCUGCUCGGAGGGGGACAGGAAGACGGGGAUCCGACCCACGGAGGGACAUGGAGCUGCUCCGCGGCUCUCCGGAGCGCGUCAGGCGGUUCCGGCAUCGGGAGCUUCCGGCUGCUGAUGAGCAGCUGUGCGAGCGGACCGCGCUGUAGGUUCGGCGCAAAGGGGAACCGAACCGAGGCUUUCAUCGCGUCCCUGCAUCGCAGUGGAGCUGGAUCCUGCGUGAGCCUGCGGGGAGGAGGGGUGGGUGGGUGUGGGUGUGGGGGGGGCGGCAGCAUCUAUGCAGUUUUAUUCCCACUUUGCAUUUUAUUAUGAGCACAGAGGGGGGAGAUGCGGGGCCGGCGUGCGGGGAGGAGGAGGGAGCUCCGGCCGCCAGCCAGCGCCACACCUGGGAGCAGGAGAGCGACCCGCUCCGCUCCCAAGGACGACCGCAGCCCGACGGCCAGGAGGAGCCGCAGCCUGGGGAGGAGGAGGAGGAGCAGGAGGAGGAAGAGGAGGCGGAGGGCCGUGCGUGCGCGACUGACAGCGGAGGCAACACUUCCAGCGAGGAGGGGGCGGUGGGGGGCAGGUGUGACAAAGCCAUGCAUUCAACCUGCAGCAGCGAGACGUGCAUCCCGACGCCCAGCUGCAGGAUCUGCUUCCAGGGCGCGGAGCAGGGCGAGCUGUUGAACCCGUGCCGCUGUGACGGCUCGGUGCGCUACACCCACCAGCAGUGUCUGCUGAAGUGGAUCAGCGAGCGGGGCUGCUGGACCUGCGAGCUCUGCUGCUACCGCUUCCAGGUCAUGGCCAUCAACAUGAAGAGACCGUGGCAGUGGCAGUCCAUCACCAUCACGCUGGUGGAGAAGGUGCAGAUCAUCGCCGUGUUCCUGGGCUCCCUCUUCCUGGUGGCCAGCAUCUCCUGGCUGCUCUGGUCGGCCCUCAGCCCUCAGGCCAUCUGGCAGCGCCGCGACGUCCUCUUCCAGAUCUGCUACGGCAUGUACGGCUUCAUGGACCUGGUCUGCGUAGGCCUGAUCGUCCACGAGGGGGCGGCGGUGUACAGCGUCUUCAUGCGCUGGCGGGCGGUCAACCUCCACUGGGACGUCCAGAGCUACGACAAGGCCAAGGACCUGGAGGAGGCCAGCACGGGCCACUCCUCGCUGGGCCCCAGGACGCUGUGGCUGCCUCUGGCCACCCUCGGCCCCAGCGGGCCCCUGCAUCCCACCCGGCUGGGGUCCCGGCCGUGGACCUGCCUCUGUCUGGCCCCCCUCUGCCCCGGGCUGGUGCCUCGUAGCGGCCUGAGCCAGGACGCCGACUCGGGGGAGGUCGUGAUCCGUGUGACGUCGGUCUGAAAGACAGGAAGUUGGUGGAUUGGCUCUUGGCUGCAGCUUCCUGGUUCCUGCCCCGUGUGCUGCGGAUAAGUUGGGGAGGGUUAUUGUUUCUGGGGCUGGCCCCCCCGAACCAGUCUGGAUGAACUCCGGCUCUGGUGUCUCUGUGGUUCUGCAGCCGCGUGAGGACAGAAGGAAGAGGAACCCGGGCUCAGCACUGUGACUGCAUCCCUGUCAUCCAUCCUGGACUCGUUUCAGACAAACUGUGGCAUCACAGCCAGUUUCUCUCCUACUUCAGGCUCAUUUAUUUCAACGCAGAAUGAGGAAAGUUCAUUUUCUGUCUAACCGAAGCAGCUUAGACGAAUUUCUCUUUGAGAUGAGGCACCU